GCCUGGGCAGCCGCACCUGAGCCCCCAGCUCGGGCCGAGGGGACGGACGCUGGGAGCUGCUGCAGCCAGCGGGCGGGCGGGCGGGCGGGGGGAACGAGAGCCACAGAAGGGGUGACCACGUGCCGCCUCCCGCGGGCGGGGGCUAGGACUUGCCGGGUCAGACCCCUCCACCCCUUCCCGGCCAAGAUCACCUCGAGCACCCAGCACCAGCUCAGAGGCAGACCCAGCUUCUCGCCCUAACUUUUCUUUAACUUGCCUGUAAGGGGGAACCUGCCGCCCCGCCCGCCCUCUAGCCGCGACGAUCCGCACUUGAACUCCGCCGCGCGGCCCUUCCACCUUGCGCCGCCCCGAGCGCGGGCGUGGAGUGGCUGCCGGGAAACCCCGAUGAACUCUCCAGAAAAAGCGUGAAGGAGGGUCCGGCCGCCGCGCUCGGCUCGGGCGCCCGGGGUCUCCACUGGGGAACUCGGAGCAGCAGAACCAGGGAAAGACUGUGGACCAUGACCGUGCGGCCCCUGGGGACCUCAGCGCAGUGAUGCCAACAUGAUGUUUCAUUCAGAUCAAAUGUGGAACUGUCAUUGGAAAUGGAAGCCAAGUUCUCUUUUGUUCUUACUUGCUUUAUGUAUUGUGUAUGUUCCUCUUUCAGUGUGGGGAUGCGCCAACUGCAGGGUUGUCCUAUCCAGCCCUUCUGGGACAUUUACUUCUCCGUGCUACCCUAACGACUACCCUAACAGCCAGGCUUGCAUGUGGACCCUGCGAGCCCCCACCGGCUAUAUCAUUCAGAUAACAUUUAAUGAUUUCGACAUUGAAGAAGCUCCCAAUUGCAUUUAUGACUCAUUAUCCCUUGAUAAUGGAGAGAGCCAGACUAAAUUUUGUGGCGCAACUGCCAAAGGCCUAUCAUUUAACUCAAGUGCGAAUGAGAUGCAUGUGUCCUUUUCAAGCGACUUUAGCAUCCAGAAGAAAGGUUUCAAUGCCAGCUACAUCAGAGUUGCUGUGUCCUUAAGGAACCAGAAGGUCAUUUUACCCCAGACGCUAGAUAGUUACCAGGUAUCUGUUGCCAAAAGUGUCUCUAUUCCAGAGCUCAGCGCUUUCACGCUCUGUUUUGAAGCAACCAAAAUUGGCAAGGAAGACCAUGAAUGGAUAGCUUUCUCCUACUCAGAUACAUCCUUCACACAGUUACUUAGCUUUGGAAAGGCCAAGAAUGGCUACUUUAUUUCUAUUUCUGGCUCAAAAUGCUUCCUAAACAGCGUGUUACCUGUGAAGGAUAAAGAAGACAUUUUCACAGAAAGCUUUGAGCAGCUCUGCAUCAUUUGGAAUAAUUCUCUGGGUUCUGUUGGUGUAAAUUUCAAAAGAAACUAUGAAGCAGUUCCGUGCGAUUCUACCAUCAGUAAAGUUAUUCCUGGAAAUGGGAAGUUGUUGUUAGGCUCCAGUCACAAUGAGAUUGCCUCCCUAAAAGGGGACAUUUAUAACUUUCGACUUUGGAAUUUUACCAUGAAUUCCAAAGUCCUCUCCAACCUCAGCUGUCAUGUGAAAGGGAAUGUGGUCGACUGGCAAAAUGACUUCUGGAAUAUCCCCACCCUAGCUCUGAAAGCAGAAAGCAACCUAAGCUGUGGUUCCUACCUGAUCCCACUCCCAGCAGCAGAACUAACCAACUGUGCCGAUUUGGGGACCCUCUGCCAAGCUACUGUAGACUCUCCUAGUACUACACCACCCACUGUCACCACUAACAUGCCUGUUACUAAUAGAAUCGAUAAACAAAGGAAUGAUGGAAUUGUCUAUAGAAUUUCCAUAGUGAUUCAAAAUAUCCUUCGUCACCCUGAAGUUAAAGUACAGAGCAAGGUAGCAGAAUGGCUCAAUUCAACCUUCCAAAAUUGGAACUACACUGUUUAUGUGGUUAAUAUCAGUUUUCACCAGAGCACGGGAGAGGACAAGAUUAAAGUCAAGAGAAGCAUUGUGAAUGAUCAAAGGUUGGUGAUUUGGGCCCUUCUAGUUUACAAUGCUACCAACAAUCCCAAUUUAGAAGGAAAAGACAUUCAACAGAAGCUCUUAAAAAAUAAUGAGUCCCUGGAUGAAGGCUUGAGGCUAUAUGCAGUGAGUGUGAAGCAACUGGGUUUAUGUCCUGCUGAUGAGGAUCCCAAAGGCUAUCACUGGCCACUCAUCCCACCUUCUGUAUACAACUUUCCCUGUCCAGGAAAACAGGGCUUUUAUGCUUCACGGACAUGUUAUCGUGACCCUGCCAACACAUCUGUAGCCUACUGGGGGCCUCCUGAUCUCUCCAACUGUUCAAGAGAAGCAAAUGAAGUGGCCAACCAGAUUUUAAAUUUAACUAGUGAUGGGCAGACCUUAAGCUCAGCCAAUAUUACCAGCAUUGUAGAACAGGUCAAAAGGAUUGUGAAUAAAGAAGAAAACAUUGAUAUAACGCUUGGUUCAACUUUAAUGAAUAUAUUUUCCAAUAUCUUAACCAGUCCAGACAGUGACUUGCUUGAGUCUUCUUCUGAAGCUUUAAAGACAAUUGAUGAAUUGGCCUUCAAGAUAGACCUAAGUAGCACAUCACAUGUGAAUAUUACAACUCGGAAUUUGGCUCUUGGAGUCUCAUCCCUGUCCCCAGGGACAAAUGAAAUUUCAAAUUUUAGCAUCGGUCUUCCAAGCAAUAAUGAAUCCUAUUUCCAGAUGGAUUUUGAGAGUGGACAAAUGGAUCCAUUGGCUUCUGUAAUUUUGCCUCCAAACUUACUUGAGGAUUUAAGUCAAGAAGAUUCUGUAUUAGUUAAAAGAGCACAGUUUACUUUCUUCAAUAAAACUGGACUUUUCCAGGAUGUAGAAACCAAGAAAGGCACCUUAGUGAGUUAUGUGAUGGCAUGCAGUAUUGGAAACAUUACUAUCCAGGGUCUGAAGGACCCUGUUCGAAUUAAAAUCAAACAUAUGAGAAACCAGGCAGUGCCUCAUCCCAUCUGUGCCUUCUGGGAUCUGAACAAAAACGAAGGUUCUGGAUUUUGGAACACGUCAGGAUGUGUGGCACACAGAGAUUCAGACGAGAGCGAGACAGUCUGCUCAUGUAACCACCUCACACACUUUGGAGUUCUGAUGGACCUUCAAGGAACUGCCUCACAGAUAGAUGCAAGAAACACCAAAGUUCUCACCUUCAUCACCUAUAUUGGGUGUGGGAUAUCUGCUAUCUUUUCAGCAGCAACUCUCCUUACAUAUGUUGCUUUUGAGAAAUUGCGAAGGGACUAUCCCUCCAAAAUCCUGAUGAACUUGAGUACAGCCCUGCUGUUCCUGAACCUCCUCUUCCUCUUGGAUGGCUGGAUCACCUCGUUUCACGUGGAGGGUCUUUGCACAGCCAUUGCUGUCCUCCUCCAUUUCUUCCUCAUUGCAACCUUCACCUGGAUGGGGCUAGAAGCAAUUCACAUGUACAUUGCCCUGGUUAAAGUAUUUAACACUUACAUUCGCAGAUAUAUACUGAAAUUCUGCAUCAUUGGCUGGGGUCUGCCAGCCUUAGUCGUGUCCAUUGUUCUGGCAAGCAGAAACCAAAAUGAGGUCUACGGAAAAGAAAGUUAUGGAAAAGAACAAGGUGAUGAAUUCUGUUGGAUUCAGGAUCCAGUCGUAUUUUAUGUGACCUGCGCUGGGUAUUUUGGAGUCAUGUUUUUCCUGAAUGUUGCCAUGUUCAUCGUGGUAAUGGUGCAAAUCUGUGGGAGGAAUGGCAAGAGAAGCAACCGGACCCUGCGUGAAGAGGUUUUAAGGAACUUGCGCAGUGUGGUCAGCCUGACAUUUCUGCUGGGCAUGACAUGGGGUUUUGCUUUCUUUGCCUGGGGACCCUUAAACAUCCCUUUUAUGUACCUCUUCUCCAUCUUCAAUUCAUUACAAGGCUUAUUUAUAUUUAUUUUCCACUGUGCUAUGAAGGAGAAUGUUCAGAAACAGUGGAGGCGGCAUCUCUGCUGUGGUAGAUUUCGGUUAGCAGACAACUCAGACUGGAGCAAGACAGCUACCAAUAUCAUCAAGAAAAGUUCUGAUAAUCUAGGAAAAUCUUUGUCCUCAAGCUCCAUUGGGUCCAACUCAACAUACCUUACAUCCAAAUCCAAAUCCAGCUCUACCACUUACUUCAAGAGGAAUAGCCACACUGACAAUGCUUUCGUGGACAAAUCCUCGUCAAAAUUGACCCAUGCUGAUGGAGAACAAACAUCAAUCAUCCCUGUCCACCAGGUCAUUGACAAGGUCAAGGGUUAUUGCAAUGCUCAUUCAGACAACUUCUAUAAAAAUAUUAUCAUGUCAGACACCUUCAGCCACAGCACAAAAUUUUAAUGUGUUUAGUAUAUAACAGAAGAAUCUGUCUACGGAGACAUGAAGCUCUGCAAGCAGGGAAAACCAUGACUAGCACAUGUGAAUGUGCUGUGACCUAGAUAACUGUGUGUACGUGUAUGAGGAAUGUACUUUGUUAAGAAGGCUUUUGUGAAAUAUAAAAAAAUCUGUCUUUUCAGUGUAUUUCUUCCAUGGGGGAGUUUUGAUCAUCACUAAAACUUUAGUACUGAGAGCAACAUGUCCCAGUAGCCACAGGGGAUAUGAUUUUUUAAAAUAUAUAAUUGGAUUGGACUAAUCAGAACUCAGGGAGAGUGGGGGACAUUAAAGUCAGUGGACAAAGGAGGGGCAGAGCGAGGGACAAGCAUAGCUUAGAGCUCAUUCACGCCCCCCUAUUAGGUUUUAGAUAUAGCCAUUUGCUGUAUCAUCUUUCUCAACAAUAAAAAGCGUAUGGAUAGUAAAGUAAAGUAAAGUAAAAUGGACAAAUAGUCCAUUUGUGGACAAAUGGACAAAUAGUGUAAAAUAGUCACAACUAUUUGGAUGCCCUCAAGUUCCUUCUCAGUGCCAGUUUCUAUGAAUGCAAUAACAUUUCCUCUUUCCAUAAAUUUUCAACCACAGAUACAAAAAAAUGCUUAAUGCCUGACCCAACGAUUAGAAAGGAAUUUGUUCUUAUUAUACCAAGUGUUUUACCUUCAAAACAUUAAUGUGCUUGAGAAAGAAUUUCUAAAAUUUUGACCCAGUGAAUAUGAGGCCCUGUAAAUUUCUACUAUUUCACUUAUCCUACUCAAGACACAAGGUUUAAGCAUCAUCAUUAAUUAGAAUUUAAUCCCAUACAUUUGAGUAAAGUGUAAUGUUGAGAUUCCAUUAGUGUGGACUUCCCACUACUUGUUGAAGAAUGAAUCCCUUAGACUUCUGGUUUUGUUCCUUUUCUAUCUGUUGAGCCCAUAGACUCAUGGGAGGAACGAGGAGUUCCAUCAGGCAUACUAUAUAUACACUGUAUAAUAGUCUCUCCCUUUUAGAAAAUACAAUCAUUGAGAUUCUAUGGUCCUGUCCUUGCUCUAGGGACUUUAAGACAUUUCCAUUUGCACAAUUGGAAAGCCUCUUACUUCCUUUUCAAGUGUUUUGUUCCAAAGAAUAUAAACUGAGACAUAUGGGUGACUUGUCAUAGUCAAAAUAAUUUAUAAACAUGUUGGUCUGCAAUUGUUAGUCUAAAAACCAUUUGUACACCAGUCCUCUGAUUAUAAGAGCCAGAGGAGGUCUGGCAAGAUAGAUAAAUAAAUUAGGUUUCUGCGUACAAGGCAUGCAUAUUAAGCAGGUUACCUAAUUUUCAAACUACCCUAAGUGAUCUGCUUCCUAGUGAAUGUGUUGGAGAUGACAUUUAAAUUAUUCUUAAUUGAUGGAGUUGUAUCUAGGUCCUUAGAAAUUGAUCUCAAUACAUGUUGUACUUUUACAUUUGCUCUGGGUUAUCUGGGAAGCAUCAGGUUCUAGGAGACAUUAGCCCACAUGAUGAGAAGAUAAGGAAGCGCCAGUCUGCUUAAAGACAGAAGCCAGAACUGAGCACCUGGGGGCCUUUCUCUCUGUGCAAAAAGGAGGUGCCUCUCAGUCUGAGACCUAGGAGAGCUCUCAGGCUAUGCAGCAUCCAGGGGGUCUCUCACCUUUUGCUGAUCUCCAGUCAUAAACUAUUUGCCAGACUUAAAUGGAUGAUAAGAUAAUAUGAUGGUGGGUUUUUAUUGCCAUUUCAUUUUGCAGCAGCCUGGACCAGGCCUGGGAGACAUGAGCGUUACCCCGCUUGACUUUCAUAGGGGAGGAGUGUAUAUAGUAGGAAAGGAUAGUAAACCUCAAGGUCAUUAAGAUUUGCUACAGUAGAGCCAAAUCCUUUUCUAUGGGUGUAUUAUUAACAGGCUGCUUAUUCUGGCAGAGGUUACGUGUAGACGAAAAUUAGUCUUAAGUCGUUACUGAAUCUUCAUAUACUUUCCCCCAAGCCUUAGAGAUUCAUGAGAGAAUUUCAUUAGCGUUCUACUGUGAGAUUUCUACCCAAAGAUUUCUACUCAUAUUUAGUUAAUAGUAUUUAAGAGAUAGCUUCCAAAAUGGCCUUCAUUUCUACUCCUGUUCAUUCAGACCUGGGAAACUAUUUUCUUUUUUUUUUAUCACUGACAACAAUGUCAACUCCGCUUUCGAAAUUUCCAGUAAUCAGGUAAGGAGAAAUGAAGAAACAACAGCUGAAUAAAAACAUUUGCAGAUGGAUUUAAAAGACUGAGCCAAAUUCUACCCCAGUUCCAAGCAUGGGCUUCUCACCUUCAUUGGUUUCCCUCAAAAAAGAAUUGCAGGAAUUUAGCUAUGGAGCCAAAAUUCAGUUCACCUUAACCUUGAGAAUAAUAGCAAUUCAGAUUCCCUGGGGUUUUUCUUCUUCUUCUUCUUUUUUCCUCUUUUUUUAACUACAUUGUGUUAGUCUUAGUCUAGUGUCCUGAGAUACUUUGUAUUCUUAUCAUCGUUCCCUGCCGUUUUGAAGCUUUUCUUUGUCCAUUGUUGGCACAGACUCUUUUGUACAUAUUUAUUUAUUGUGUUUAUAAAUGCCAGCUUGUUUCAUAUCUUAGCUUUAUAUUGCCUGGAUUUGUUUUUUUAAUUAACUUUCUAUUGGAGAGACUGUAUAUAUUUUUUCCUAAAUAGUUUGUGAAAUAGUUUUCUUUAGUAAUAUCAUUGAAUAUGAUGAAUAAAAAUAACUGUGAGUGCAAAUUAGAAUUAGUAGUAAGAAGCCUACUAUAACUGAUUUGCCAUUUUACUUAAAUGGAAAAUGUUUUUCAAA
Messenger RNA from Callorhinus ursinus (northern fur seal), 7090 nucleotides. It is a transcript of the gene ADGRG6, whose product is annotated as adhesion G protein-coupled receptor G6. Gene Ontology annotation, biological process: myelination in peripheral nervous system; cell surface receptor signaling pathway; heart trabecula formation. The record is from RefSeq and is a predicted model, not a curated record. Lineage: Eukaryota; Metazoa; Chordata; Mammalia; Carnivora; Otariidae. Gene Ontology annotation, cellular component: plasma membrane. Gene Ontology annotation, molecular function: G protein-coupled receptor activity; laminin binding.